AUGCGGGGGACGUUCCAGAGUUCUGGUCAGAACUGUAUCGGAAUAGAAAGAGUAAUUGCCGAGCCCAGAUCGUAUGCCAAAUUGGUGGAUAUUUUGGAAGAUAGAGUGAAGGCUUUGAGAUUGGGCUCUGGUAUAGAUCAACUAGAGGAGAUCGAUGUUGGUGCUCUGAUUUCGGCUGGGCCCAAGUUUGAUUACCUAGAAGAAACUAUUGCCCAGGCCGUUAAAGAAGGAGCAAGACUGUUGGUGGGUGGAAAGAGAUAUGCCCACCCAAAUUAUCCCCAAGGACAUUACUUUAGUCCCACUUUACUGGUUGACGUGACUCCCGAAAUGACCAUUGCGAAAGAAGAGGUGUUUGGCCCGGUGCUUACGCUCAUGAAGGCUGAGAACACUGACGAUGCCAUAGCAAUUGCUAACUCCACAGACUACGGGUUGGGUGCUUCCGUUUUCACCGGCAGCUUUGCUGCUGGUAAUCGCAUCACGAAUCAACUGAAGGCAGGCAAUGUUGCCAUUAACGACUUUGCAACCUUUUACGUUUGUCAAUUGCCAUUUGGAGGUGUAAAGAGCUCGGGUUACGGUAAAUUUGGUGGUGAGGAAGGUUUGCAGGGUUUGUGUGUGGCUAAAUCGGUCUGUUAUGAUAAGUUGUCGUUCAUACAAACGCGCAUUCCAGCUCCUUUGGACUAUCCAAUCAAAAACGGGAAAAAAGCGUGGAAGUUCGUAAGCUCUUUGAACCGGAGCGGUUAUGAUAACAGUUUAUGGCAGAGGGUCAAGUCCAUUUUGACUUUGGCAAAGAAUGCUGCAUAG
Kuraishia capsulata CBS 1993 is the source of this 801-nucleotide messenger RNA. RefSeq lists its product as uncharacterized. The transcript has a single exon. The coding region runs from base 1 to 801 and encodes 266 amino acids. The record is from RefSeq and is a predicted model, not a curated record. NCBI's taxonomy places the organism in Eukaryota, Fungi, Ascomycota, Pichiomycetes, Pichiales, Pichiaceae. Gene Ontology annotation, molecular function: aldehyde dehydrogenase (NAD+) activity.